Messenger RNA from Drosophila guanche, 3113 nucleotides. RefSeq lists its product as uncharacterized. The record is from RefSeq and is a predicted model, not a curated record. NCBI's taxonomy places the organism in Eukaryota, Metazoa, Arthropoda, Insecta, Diptera, Drosophilidae. The transcript is spliced from 6 exons. The coding region runs from base 82 to 2892 and encodes 936 amino acids.
AAAAAUGUCAGAGCGUGUUGCAUGAUCAUUUUGUGUGUCGUGGCUCUGGAAUUUUUCGUUUAGUGAUUUGUAAUUGUAACAAUGAGUGCCGUUGCUGCUGAUAAGUUUUGUGCAGUCUGCGGCGACUCCGCUGCAUUGAUGUGCGAGCGUUGCAUGGAGCCGUAUUGCAACAGAAAUUGUCAAGCCGCGGAUUGGCGCCGCCACAAAUACUCGUGCAUCCCAAUGCCUGUGUUGGUGCCAAAUAUAAAUGCGCAGUGCUUAGAGGAGCAGCAAGUUUCUGCGAAACCACUGGUUUCCAAGCCAAAUCAUGGGGCUAUUCCCAAAUCGAAUCCGAAGCCGAUCAAUAAGGAAGUGAAUACCGUCGACCCGGUAUCUGCAUCGAGUCCAGUCAAGAGCGUUGGAACACCAACAGGUGUGAGCCCUGAGCAACUGUCUUCUGUCUGGCGUGAGACAUUUUUGCCGCCGCUAAACGAUUUCUCCGAGUGCCGCGUGACGCACAUGAAAUCAGAUGGCGUCAUCUGGGUAGUGGAUGUGUCCAAUGUUGAGCUCAUGGAGCAAUUCAACGAGGGCAUGCAGCGUGUCAAGUCAAUGCUUCAGCUAGCCAAAUGUGUCAAGGAGGACUCGCUGGUUGUGGUUCAAGGCGAAAAAAACAUCCAACGUGGACAUGUGAUCUCUGUGGACUCGCAGUCGAAGACUGCAAUGAUCCGUCUGAUCGAUCAUGGGUCUGUGGUCGAUUUACCUUUGCUGGAAGUCUACGAUCCGCUGCCGCGCAUGGCAGAUAUCAAAGCAUUUGCGAUCCAGGUGAAGCUGCUGUCGAACACGGGCGUGCAGAGCAACAAUCAUCUGACGUUGCGCUUCCUGGGCCCCAAAACACAGGAGGGCUUCUAUCCGGUUCAGCUGAAGCCCAAGAUGACAAUUCCGCUAAAUUUUCCGAUUAAGAUGCUGCAGAUGAACUCGGAAGUGACUGUGGUCACGAUCCUUGAAGGUUGUCUGCAUCGCGAUGAGCAGCCAAUUGCCCUGCUCCAAAUAUCUACGAUUGUGCAGAUUAACGCCGCCAUGAGUGAGAAACUGGACGGAAAGCCAAGCCAGCAGCAGCCGAUCUCUGUCCCUCUGCCAUUAGAUACGUGCACAACCGUAUUCUUGGCCACUCGCACCAACCAGGGCUACCGACGCGCUUUUCUGCUGGACGUAAUCGAUGCUCCGCCCACGCGCACUUAUCUGGUGUAUGAGAUGGAUGAGGGUCGCAUCUCCAUCACCACGGACGUGCGUCGCAUUCCCAGCGAGCUGCUCGGUCAUCCCAUUCAGACAUUUGCCAUGAAGCUGAACAACGAAGGGCAACAGGUGCCGCUGAAGGAACUGCUGGAGAGCUGUGGUCCCGAUUUAACAGUCAAACUUCGUUUGGAGAGCAUUCAAGGGCAGGAAAAGGUGCGCAGGGUUGGUGCCGCCUUGCUGUCCAAAGGCAAGCAGAUGGCCGAAGUGGAGCUGAAUACGUUCAUGGGAGAGGUGUCCACCAUGGGCCACAAGUACUGGCGUGAGGCGAUAGAGAACGGCACGUUGGUUCGCAUAACUCACAUUGUCGACUACAAGGAAUUCUUCAUCAGCUCCAUUGAGACCAUGUUUUAUGCAAACCUUUUCAAGCGCAUGGAGAAGAAGUGCAGACCCUUCGGUCCCUCGGAUCAGAUUCUGAUUGGCAGCAUUGUUCUAGUGGCAAGCCCCAAGCUGGGACACUUCCGUGGCACGAUCUGUGGUAUUGAAAACGACUUAUUUAGUGUCCACAACAUUGACACUGGCGCAACGUACCUGGUGGAGAGACAGUUCCUGCGCAUGUCUUGUCGCUUCCUGGAAAACAUGCCCGUGAGCCUGUCGCGCGUCCAACUAAAGUCAGUGUGCGAUAUUCCUGAAUGUGCAGUGAUCCCAAAAAAUGCAGGCUGUGAACUGAUGAAGGAGCUCUUGGCUGAGAACGUCGAAUUUCGUGUCGAAUUCGUUGGGUCAAGCACUCAAUUGGUGGACUUGCAUUUUGGAUCGGGCGAGGCGACUUCGCUGGCCCUACGAAUUCUGCCGCUGAUGUUUACGCCCGUUUCGUUUACAACGCAGGAAGUAGCUGCUGCUAAACCAGCUGCAGUGGCAGUUCCUGCUUCAGUGGCAGCUCCUGCACCAGCGAAAGUUUCUGCUCCUGCAAAAGUUCCUGCUCCGGCAGUUGUACCAAAAGAACUCACGGUCAAGACGCGUCCAGCUGCUUCAGAGAUGUCAAAUGAACUUAUUCCACCCUUGCCGCUGUCGCCCCCAGCUUCCCCCAUUAUCGAGACUAAAGAGCCCCAACAACAAUUCCAACGACACUUUUACAAGGAUGUGCCCAAAAUUCUUAUUCCACUGGGCGAACGGAUCGACGCGUUCCUGCUGAAUGCAUCGGAAUUAUCCAAAAGUGGUUAUAUCACCGCCUGUCACUUUAAAAACGAUGACGAGUCGAUGUACCUUCAGGAUUUGUUUAGUUUAAUUAAUAGCGAAGGCAAGUCGUCGCACCCAAACAUUAAAAGCUAUAUCCCAUGUGUUGGAGAAAUGUGCCUGUCCAUGUUCAGCGAGGACAAUAGCUGGUAUCGUGCCGUCUGCGAGGAGAUAAUCGGCGAUAAGGCUCGAGUUUUAUACUGUGACUUUGGCAACUGGGAGAUCGUUUCCUUUAAAAACCUUAAGCCCAUCAGCUCUCGUCUUGUGCAGGCCAUCAUUGCCACCAAAUGUUACGUAGAGGGUUACGAAAAGUCGCAGAAAUUCAGUCAAUGGGAGGAGCAUAUUAAGACGAACUUGCACGUUUUGUGUCGUGUCAAGGAGGGCCCCGACUCUAAUUCGCGUACCAUUACCAUCCCCGAUCUAGAGAAACUUGUGACACAAAAAACUUAACUCAUUGUCGAGUUUUACAUUAAGACAACAAGAAUCGCGUUCCUUCAUUAUAAUCUCCUAGUAAUAAGAGUAUUUCCGUACACCCAAAGUGUACGGAUCGAGUUUUUUUUGGAAAACAUUCGUUUAUUUUGUUUUGUUUCUCGACUUGGCAGGUCCUGCGUAGACGAUCGUUUAAGAACAUACAUAAAUAAAUAAAUAUUUCGAUAUAGUAUAAAUACAUA